AUGAAGAAGAAUAACCAUACUACUCUACGCUGUGGUCAAGAAUAUGAUCGACUGAUCUCCUUAUCUCUACGGGCUUUACAGUUUAUCACAUGUCUUAUGGCCCUAGCGCUCAUGGCCAGUAGCUUUAAACCAAGUAAAAUGACGUUUCUCACUAAGAAUGGGCAGACACAGGAAAUGACCGUCUACUACGGUGGUCCGUCCGUCAAUUUCGUUAUGAUCGUGUCGUUCACUGCCUGCCUUUAUGACGCAUUCUUCCUCGUAUUAGUCUUUCUCUUACGCUGCGCGACCAUUCCAGCACCCUGGAGUUUUGGUAUCGAUGCUAUCUUUACAAUGCUCUUUAUGAGCGCUGGCUGUGCACUAGCAGCAAGCGACUAUGUGCGCUACUGUGAUGUACUGGACGGUAUUGUACACUGCGCGCUCCUAGCGUCUGGCGCUGCAUUGUGCUUUAUGGCAUUCGUGGGCUUCUUGAUGAGUGUCGCGUGGGGCGCUUGGAUGCGAAACACGUGGAUCACGCCUGCGAAGAAAGAACCGCUCAAUCAAACAGAAUCCCUACGGCCUGGCGUACCGAAUGACCUCGUACUGGGUGACGUGGACGAUGACCCGGAACGUGCGACGACAACGUACAAUACAGGUCCUGCUAUCAACAAUAGCGCAGAAGCAAAACCGGAGGAGGUCAAAGAAGAGAAGUCAAGCCAAGCAUCCACGGCAGCAGCUUCACGUGUUGGCGACGGUCAGGUUGGGAAAGGUACUAGGAAGAUGUUACGCCUUACGAAGGGCAACAUUCUUUCCUUUCUGCCCUUUGGCGUUCACCUCGGCGACUUCAACCAAGACACUAUCAGCGACAAUAGCCAUAGUGACAGCGACAGCUUUGACUGUAGCAGCGACGACAGCGUGGACAGUGGCAGCGGCGAUAGUGACGACAGUGGAAGCAAAGACAGUGACAGCAGCGACAGCAGCGAUAUCGUGGGCGUAAGUUGCACUGAAAGCGCGAAAAUCAUGAAUCGGUGGUAA
Messenger RNA from Peronospora belbahrii, 1011 nucleotides. NCBI's taxonomy places the organism in Eukaryota, Oomycota, Peronosporomycetes, Peronosporales, Peronosporaceae. The record is from the annotation of a GenBank genome assembly.